Budorcas taxicolor (takin) is the source of this 2237-nucleotide messenger RNA. It is a transcript of the gene SEPHS2, whose product is annotated as selenophosphate synthetase 2. The transcript has a single exon. The record is from RefSeq and is a predicted model, not a curated record. Gene Ontology annotation, cellular component: cytoplasm. Gene Ontology annotation, biological process: L-selenocysteine biosynthetic process. Lineage: Eukaryota; Metazoa; Chordata; Mammalia; Artiodactyla; Bovidae. Gene Ontology annotation, molecular function: ATP binding; selenide, water dikinase activity.
CCGGCGGCCGCUUCCUCAGGACGUCCUGGAGCGCGUGGUGCGGCGGCGGUUGUGCUGCGCUAGUCGUGCUAGAGAGAGUCUGCGGUAAUGUCGUUACGCCUUACUAACUGGAGUGGAAAGUAAAAGGGACCUCUCCUCCUCCACCCCCUUUUCUCCCUCCCUGCCGGGUAGGCGUAAUGGCGGAAGUCGCGGCGACUGGCGCCGGCGGAGAGGCUAUGGCGGCAGUGGCGGCGGGGGAAGGCUCCUCGGGCCCGGUGGGCUUGCCUCUAGGCCGGGGCUUCUCGAGCUACCGGCCCUUCGAGCCCCAGGCGUUGGGUCUCAGCCCGAGCUGGCGGCUCACCGGCUUCUCUGGCAUGAAGGGCUGAGGCUGCAAGGUCCCCCAGGAGACGCUGCUCAAACUCCUGGCGGGACUGACGCGACCGGAGGUGCUGCCCGCGCCGGGCCGGGGCCUGGUCGGAGGCCUUGAAGAGACGGCCCAGGAAGCCGGUCUGCCGGUGAGGGCGGAGCCCAGCCCUCCCUUCCCCAUCCUGGGCAUUGGGAUGGACUCCUGCGUCAUACCCCUGAGACACGGGGGCCUGUCCUUGGUGCAGACCACCGACUUCUUUUACCCCCUGGUGGAAGAUCCCUAUAUGAUGGGGCGCAUCGCAUGUGCCAACGUGCUGAGUGACCUCUACGCGAUGGGCAUUACUGAGUGUGAUAACAUGUUAAUGCUACUCAGCGUCAGCCAGAGUAUGCCUGAGGAGGAGCGAGAAAAGGUAACACCACUCAUGAUCAAAGGCUUUCGGGAUGCUGCCGAGGAAGGAGGGACUGCAGUGACUGGUGGGCAAACGGUGGUAAACCCUUGGAUUAUCAUCGGUGGAGUUGCCACUGUAGUAUGUCAACCAAAUGAAUUCAUCUUGCCCGACAGCGCCGUUGUUGGGGAUGUGCUCGUGUUAACUAAACCCUUAGGAACCCAGGUUGCCGUCAAUGCCCACCAAUGGCUGGAUAAUCCUGAACGAUGGAAUAAGAUAAAGAUGGUGGUCUCCAGAGAAGAGGUAGAGCUGGGUUAUCAGGAAGCCAUGUUCAACAUGGCUACCCUCAAUAGAAUUGCUGCCGGGCUGAUGCACACGUUUAAUGCCCACGCAGCCACAGAUAUCACUGGCUUUGGCAUUCUGGGUCACUCUCAGAACCUUGCAAAACAACAAAGAAAUGAGGUCUCCUUUGUCAUUCAUAAUCUGCCCAUCAUUGCCAAGAUGGCUGCCAUCAGCAAGGCCAGCGGGCGCUUCGGUCUCCUGCAAGGAACCUCAGCAGAAACUUCUGGGGGGCUACUGAUUUGUCUGCCAAGAGAACAAGCAGCUCGCUUUUGUUCAGAAAUCAAAUCUUCAAAGUAUGGAGAGGGUCAUCAAGCCUGGAUCGUUGGUAUUGUGGAAAAGGGAAACCGGACAGCCCGGAUCAUUGACAAGCCUCGCGUUAUUGAGGUCCUACCUCGUGGGGCCACUGCUACUCUUGCUCCUGAGAACUCCAGUGCCUCCUCUGAGCCUAGCUUGUGAGAUGGAAUAGCAGAAGUUGUUCGAACUGUACAGCCUUUGUACACAAGCAUGGAGCAAUCGCCAGAGUUGAUUUUAGGAAGAAAUUUCCAAAGAAGGCUGCCUGCAUAGUAGUUCCAGAUGCUCUUCCUAGGUAAUUUGAGUCAGCCCAUCAAAAGCUGCACAUUCCAAGGCCAGAAGUAACAUUUUGGACUUCCGGGGGGUCGAGGGUAUAUAUUUGGUCAUCUCUUGAGUGGAAAAAGCAGAAAACCCCCCCGUUUCCUCUUUCCAAGAGCAAGAGGAGAUUACUCAGGUUUGAGAUAGUUUUCUUGGCACGGGGUUAAUUGAUUUCUGUACAGGGAGUGAGAUUAUUUACUAAAAUUACACCAAAAAUGCAAAAUGAAAAAGACUUAGAUCAGAAAUAAGUUUGGACCAAUACUGUUGAUAAAUUGAAAUUGUUAUGAGAGAUUUAAAUGCAAUGUCAAAUUCUUAUUAGAUUACUCUGAAACACUGGCUCUUUCCUACUCCGGACAAGAAUUGAGCAGCUUGUCCAAUGACUGGGAAAGGAGGACCUCCAACCACCUUACUUGGUCUCUGUUAAUGAUGUCUCUCUCUAAACCCCUUUAAGGACUGGGAGAGGCAGACCAAACCCCAGAGCCCAGGUCUUGGUGGACAUUAAGAUGUUAAAUCUUGUGUUGAAAAUUCCUGGUGAUUUCAUCAAUAAAGCAAUUU